ACCACUGGGUGGAGAUGCGGACCAAGAUGCGCAUCAUGGGCUUCAAUGCCGAAGCCGUCAAGCCGCUGAACGAGGGGGCGGCCGCCGAGCUGGGCGCGGAGCUGCUGGGCGAAGCCAUCAUCUUCGUCACAGCCUGCAGCUGCCUGUUGAUUGAGUACAGGCGCCAACAGGCGCAGCGGCACCGCAAGGAACUCGAGCGGCGCGCCUCGUGGGACGCGCUGCGGGACGAGAUGGGCCACCUGGCGCUGGCGCUCGAGGCGCUGCAGGCGCAGGUGCAGGCAACGCCGGCGAAGGGCACCCUGGAGGAGCUGCGGAAAGAACUACGGGAGGUGCGCGCCCAGCUCCAGGCCGACCCGGACCCGGACCAGCUGCCCGAGCCCCUGGAGGACUAGGAGGAUGCAGGGCCUGGUGUUGGACAUGACUGCUGUCUGAGCUGCGAGGUCUCCGACGUGGCCUGCCGUCUGCACUGUCCCAUUCUCUAUCGGCCCAGCUGACACCACCUGGUCUCUUUGGGAUCAUCAGAGGGACCCUAGGAUGUGAUCCAAUCGGGCAUCUCCCUACUAACCUGCCCAGUGGUACCUUCCGCCUAGUGUCCCCCUCCCACUGGUGGAACGUUCCAACAGGGACCCGCCCCGUCCCCCUGACCUCGCAGGCACACACUUCAGAAAGGAAAGCUGCAGUCCUGAAUGGGACCCGCCUCUCCACUAGGUGGGUCAGCAGGACAAAACAAAAGUGGAUUCUGCACCUGGAUUUAGGCAGCCUCUCAAUGGGUCACUCACAUGCCCACUUACCUGGGACGUGGGCCCUUCCCGCAGGGACGCUCAUCCAUUGCACCGGAACACCCCCUGCCUUUUCUUCAUUGGUUCAGACCAUUAAGAAAAUGCAGAAAGUUCCAAAGGACUUUCCAACCCAGGUGCCUGCCAUCUACCUCACUUUUGGGGGGCAUAAGGGAGGUGGGCCUUGCCAGCAUCAGCUCCAUCGAAUACCCUGGGGCUCCUGCCUUUAAUACUCUGGGGUGCCUUUGCCUGGGAUCCUCUUCCUAAGUGGGUCAUUCCAACCGAACCCCCUCUUCCUUUAGUCUAUGGCAUAACCCACUGGCAUGGUUGAGCAGGGUCUUCCUGGGCAGUGCCUCUAAGAUCCGCCUCCCCCGGUUCGUUCCAGCAGGAUGUAGCCCUUACGCAGAGGAAAUUGGUCCGGACCAGGGCUAAUCCAUUCUUUCAGUCUCAGCCCCUUUACCAGUCAGUUCCAAGUCUUUGACCUAUUCCUGUGCUUUCCCACAGCCCGUCCCUGUGGUCCUAUUCAGUAGCCUUUUUAAGGACCCAUUUGUCCCUCUAAUAUACAGGUCAGUGUUACAUCCCCUAUCUUCCAUACAGAUCUGCUCCUUGGAGAUCCACGGCCAUUCCUUCUUGCUCUUGGUCUGGUCCCCAGUCCCCUCACCCCACAAUGCCAAAGGCCUCUUCCGUGGGGACCCCACCCCUGUUCAAAUGGAACAUUCCACUAAAGCUUAUUACCUCCCUAACCCACCCUCUGCCAACUCACUGAAGGGGCAUAUAUCAACUCUUUAACUUUGGAAUCCUAUUUUUUUAAGACUGUAGAAUUUUUAUAAUUAAAGGAGCUCUGAGGUAAAGAAAUCAUCAAUGUGUCUGAGAACCAUGAUUUGCAUCUGUCCAAUGGGCACAUGUCAUUAAAAUUAGGA
Sciurus carolinensis (gray squirrel) is the source of this 1696-nucleotide messenger RNA. Its product is annotated as optic atrophy 3 protein homolog. Lineage: Eukaryota; Metazoa; Chordata; Mammalia; Rodentia; Sciuridae. Gene Ontology annotation, cellular component: mitochondrion. The record is from RefSeq and is a predicted model, not a curated record. Gene Ontology annotation, biological process: regulation of lipid metabolic process. The transcript has a single exon. Bases 15 to 392 code for a protein of 125 amino acids.